Molecule: messenger RNA, 839 nt
Organism: Rhagoletis zephyria (snowberry fruit fly)
Lineage: Eukaryota; Metazoa; Arthropoda; Insecta; Diptera; Tephritidae
Source: RefSeq, a predicted model, not a curated record
ACGACCUCAAACCACAGGAGAUCGUCGCCGAGGCGUUGCAAGACCUGCCCGGCAAUCCGCACAUUGAGUCAACCUUGGCACUUCUUGCCGGUCUCGCCCCGCCCAUUCCCGAAGUGGAACCUCCCCAAAUCUGGUCCCACUACGACCCCUUGGCCCGCCUAUGGCAGCCCAUUGCUGUGGGCACCAUCGAGAAGGCCCGUGCCUGGAAGCUCGACCCCGAAGUGCCCUGCAAAUCGGCGGAAAUUGUCGAGAAGGUGAACAUUACUCGGGUUCCUGCGCUUCGGAAACUUCUAGAGGAGAACCGCCCCUUUAUCAAGCACCUGCAACGAGUCACCGGCGAGGACUUUAGCCCCAAGGGGCGGGGCUGGAUGUACAUUGGCUACGUCCUCGAUACUAUCAUCAGCGAGGCGGCCUACUUCCGAGAAGCUUUCAGAGCGCCGAACUGGCUCGACCGGCCAGCGCUAGUAGUUUUAGAGCAAAUUUACGAUCAGGUGUACCGCGUUUUCGGGAACGCCCCUCGGUACCUGAAGACCCGAGGUGGGCUCCUGCUGCGCGGCCUUCUCGAUAACAUGAUCAACACGGUGGCCGCAGGUGGAACUGGAAAGCCCAAGGUCUACAUCGCCACCACCACCGACAAUAUGAUUGCCAUUCUGGAGCACGCGAUUGGCCUCUUUCUGGGUCGACCUGACUUUGGGGCCACCCUCCUGCUGGAACUUCGUCAGCCGAGACGAUACUUGGAGGCUAGUUCCGCUCUGGGCUAUGGACCGGCCCAGAGCCUUGAAGAGCCCACCGUCCAUCUUUUCUACGUCAAUGCCACCAACAACUUCGAGGUGUACCCG